AUGGGGAAAUUCAUCAAGUCUGGCAAGGUUGUGUUGGUUUUAAGCGGGCGUUAUGCAGGCAAAAAAGCAGUGAUAGUGAAGAAUUACGACGAUGGUACCGCAGACAAGCCAUUCGGUCAUGCUCUUGUCGCUGGAAUUUCUCGCUAUCCACUUAAAGUGACGAAGAAAAUGGGCAAGAAGAAGACGGCCAAAAGAUCCAGAAUAAAGCCCUUCGUUAAAGUGUACAACUACAAUCAUCUCAUGCCCACCAGGUAUUUUUCGUACUUCAUUUUUAAAGCAAGUUGUUACGGUCGAUGUUUCACAAGACGAGAAAUAAUUCUACACUUUCUCCUUCUCCUAACAGUAACAAGUAUUGAUUUCCUUUGUGUUUUAUUCAAGCCUAAUUUGCAGCUGAUGUUAAACAGAAAGUGUUGUGCAGCAACAUUAUUGCAUAAAAGUUCAGACAAAACCCAUGGCUUCAUGGGUGUUUUCUGUACUUUUGAGUUUGUAGAUACAUGUGCUCUGCAAGCAGAGACCACUUAGCAUUACUUAGUAGGAUGUGGAAAGUAGCCUCUACUCGUAACUCGCUAGUCCACAAAUGUAGUCAAAUAAAUUAAAAACAACUGGUUUCUAUCUAGUCCUAGACCUAGACUGGUCUGGGAGUUGUAUCAGCUCAAUGUCUUGUUCCACCUGUACUAUUGCCCAGUGCACAGACUUAAGGGACGUAGAGAUACAAACAUUUUUAGUGACCUAUCACAAAUAAAAUGUGGCUGUAUCCCGUUGUUUUUCAUCCUUAAAAGACAGCGUUAUUUUAUUGAUAUCCUGUGGCGCUAUACGUUUCAAGCAGCUGAAAAGCUUUUCCAUUUUCUGAGACACUCAUUCAUGUCAGAAGAAAUUGAUCUAUCACACUGAGAAGAUGCAUAAAGGAAAACUUAGUAUUAUUUGUCAUAGUGAAACUUGUGUAUGUGUUAUAGCAAACAGGACCAUUGUUGGCAGAGGCUACUUUUUGCAAGACAGUAUAAAAUACAAAAACAUGGACUCUUCUUAUAGAGUGCAUAGCAGACAACAUUCUUAGUGUUUUUAAAUCAGGCAGAAAAAGCAAUCAUACAUGCAGUAGUUUCGUAAAGAACCAAUCACCAACAAAAAGCAUUGGCUUCCUUGCCCAGAGAAGUAGGCUACUUUAUUUCCUAACCUAAAGUAAUUAAAGAAAGAUUCUUUCAAAUCUUACAGUUGGUUGCUCUAUUCUAACCAACUGCCUGCUUCACUUUUAAAAUAUGUCAGGCUUUGACAGUUUUAAAAGCUGACAUCAUCAGUACUAGCCCUUCAUCAGAGUCAAGGGCCUGUACUAAAAAUGUCAGCAUUUUUGCCUCUUAAAUACAAUAGAACUGAAGUAUAUCAAAGUACUUUGGACCUGGUGAAAUAUGUUUGUUAUAUUAAAUGGGGUUUUGCUAUAUCAGAUCUAACCUGAGAAAAUGGCCAACAUUCUGCAACACCACCACUGGCUUCCCUUCAAAAUAAUGUCUGAGGAACUACUGCAGAAAUUUCAUACUGAUGGUGUCUCACUACCUAGAUCUUGGUAGUGCUAUUCUCAAUGAUCAUUCUGCAAAGCAAACUUGCUUCAACCAAUCAAAAGCACUACCCAUAUCUUGGAAGUAACACAUCAUCAGUAUGAAAUUCCUGCAGUCGUUCCUCAGACAUCAGGGUGAUUUAGCAACAGGAUGGGAACGUCAUUUGACAACAGGAAAGCGUGCAGAAAGAACUAGCCUUCGUAGCAAGCGUUUCCAUGCGGUUUAGGAGCAAAGACUAGGAACGAGAGUCAAAGACCAUGCGAAAAAUGGCGUGAGUGAAAGAGCAGGGAGGGGGUGGGGAAGAAAGGAAGGAAAUGCUUGCAGACAAACCCUGGGAUUUUGAAGACCGCCCACUUGGCCUGUCAUGCUUGAGUUCGCGCACCGACAUUUGAUGCUGUCAUCAGCUGUCAUAAUUGACGAAUAAAAUGUUUGGCUCUCAGUGGAGCGGAAAUGAACUUCAGAGGACGCGUAUGUGAACCCAAAAUAUGUAUAUUUUUUAUUUUGUAAUUCGUGGAUGGCAUUUAUGUUGAAUAUCAAUGAAUCCGAAUGAUCAAUACGGGCUUUGGACAUUUGUCUUUUUUAAUUCGUCUAACAGAACAGUCUAACAAUCACCAUCUGAGAGAAUUCAACAUCCCUCACAAAAAACACUAACAAGCUGGGCCCAGCCUGCCACAUUACAGGAAACCAUCGCAUUCGCGGAGAAAAGAAAAUCACUUUUAGUUAUUCAGAUCCAGGAGGCACUUAGAAUAAAUUAAACGACCUGAGACCUUUAUUUAGUCGCAAGAAGAACCUUAGGUUUCAAAAGAGGUCAAAGAAAAUACUCUUGCAUUGGAGGGCAAUCUUGCCGACCAGAAUAAACAACAACCACUGAAAAUUAAUAUACGUGUCACGUACCAUACCGUUCUCUCAGUAUGAAACACACCUUUGAUCGACACAUGUCAACAUUGUUUGACUAGCUGAGCCAAUCAGGUGCUGUGUUGGCUGGCGAAUGCAGGUUUUCAAAAUUGAGAGGUUUGUCUGCAAUCGUUUCCUUCCUUCCCCUCCCCCUCCCCCCACUUUCAUUUUUUGGCUCUUGUUUCAUUUCUCGUGCGGCCAAAACCAAGAAUCCCGUUCCUCGGUCUUUCUUUGCUCCCAAACAAAAUGGAAACGCUUGCUAUGCAGGCUAAGAAAGAACUAAAUAUGACUUCUGGCGCUCUAUUUGCUGCUCUGCCUUUGGUCAAGUCAGUAGCUUGAUUUGCGCAUGCCGUCAUCAACUGACAUUCCCGUUCUGUUGCUAAAUCAGCCUAUCAUUUUGUGGGGAAACUAGUGGUGAUAUUGCAAAAUGUUGGCUGUUUUCUCGGGCCACAUCAGAUCAUACCCUAUACUGUACAUCUUACUAGAAUAAAAAUUAUUAUUGGUGGAAAAUAUAUUGUUCAUUACAGCAGGGUCUUUGUUAUAUAGGGUUUGGUUAUAUUGAGUUACCACCAUAUUAUAUUACGUUAGUGGUAUUGAACUGGAGCAAGCCUGCACUAGAUGUUAAUAAAGUCAAACAUAUUGACAAUUAUUUGUGUGAAAAGAUUCCCCUUAUGAGCCUCAGCUGUGAUUUAGUUUCAGUUCAUGGCCCAAAGAAGUCUAUUUACCUUAUUAACUCAAUAUUCCCCUUUAGGUUGUAUGUUUUGUUUUCCUAGUGUAGAUCAUGUGAUGAUCUUAGGAAAUGUCUUUUUUGUGUGUUCUCAUUAUUUAUGCAUAUAUUUACACAUGAAUGAGAGAAAAUUGAAAGAAAUGGUUGUUUACCAUUGACCGGCACACGAGCAAACUAGUCAGAUCAAGGUUUGGGCAAAUGGUAAAUACAACUCAGGACAGGUAAAUUCUGUACAGGUUAAAGAAUUUGCCAUUUGCAAAAAAUCAGUCCCAUUUAGCGAAAAAACAUGGCUGCAAAACAUUAAAGCUGGUAUCAAGGAAACAGAACAUAGGUACCAACCAGUAAAAUGUAUGUGAACAGUUGAUAAACUAUGUCAUGAUUCAUGUUAACAUUUUAGAUACUCUGUGGAUGUUAAUCUUGACAAACAAGUCAUUAACAAAGAUGUCUUCAGAGAUCCAGCCUUGAAGCGAAAAGCCAAAAGGGAAGCUAAAAUGAAGCUUGAAGAAAGGUAAAUUCCUUGCAGCUUCUAUGUACAUGUUCUGAUUCAUUUUUAUCCAUGGUUGUAAUUUUAUUUACCUUUUUUUGACAUGACAGUGUAUUAUAGUUAGUUUAAAAUGAAACUGAAUGGAACACUUUCAAUUAUUGCAUAUUUUACUUGUCACGGGAGAUUUCAUUCAGUUAAUGAGUGAAAACUUUGAAUUGCCCUUUCGUCAUAAUUAUCUAACAUGGUUUCUAAGGGCCUGCUAGAAAUAAAGUGAAAACUGUAUUUGAAGAACCCAAUAUUAAGCAAAAACAGGCCCAGAGUUUGAUUUAGAGCUCACCAACUCACCUGAUGUGAAUGUUAAGCUUAAACCUUUAAAUAGAUUAUUACGCUGGCUUGCAUGUAGCAAAGAGCUAAUCAUGGCAAGGCAGACUACACAGAUAAUUUUGUACAUAAAUAUACAUACAUGUAUAAGAUAAAUAUAAAUAUAAGAUGGGACACCUUUGGGAAGGGAACUAAGUGUCCAUCUUUGAGAGAUGUCUGUCUUAUAGAAAGUCAAAUAGAGGGAGUAAAGAAAGGCAGGGACAAACUCUAGGUGUCCGUUUUACAGAGAGGUUUGUCUUAUAGAGGUGUACAUUAAGUGAAAGGUGGCUGUAUCACACGAGGUAUCAACUCAAACUGUAAAUCCUUUAUUCACCUCCCCAACCCCCCCCCCCCCCCUUCCCCUGGACUUAUUUAUUUCAAACACAUUUGAGGGGGAAAGGGGGUUAAUAGAGAUCGGGGGUUUAUUUGAGAGGGGGGGGGGGCUUAAUUAAUUUAGCGAAGACAAUGGUAUCAGUUCUCCGUAAAGAACUAGAAUGCAAAGUGGAAAAGCUCAACUGCAAUAAGUUAGAGGUCAUGCAACCGAGGAUCAAAAACAAAUCUUAACUUCCAACACAUGAAUAAACCAUCCUGGAUCAGUCCAAAUAAAGGUUUACAGUCAUGAUUAAUUAAUACAGUCUAUCAUUUAUUAGUGAAGACUAAUGAGGGGGAGGGGAGGGGGGGCUUAUCUUAGAGAGGGCUUAAUAGAGGAUUUAUGGUUGUUGCUGGUCACAACUUGGGAACAUUGGUUCACUGUUUGCACCCACUUUCGUUAUUCACCUACUUGUUAAAAUUUAAAACUGUUUUGUAUUUAUUUUCAGAUACAAGUCAGGCAAGAACAAGUGGUUUUUCCAGAAGUUGAGGUUCUAA
Messenger RNA from Porites evermanni, 4879 nucleotides. The record is from the annotation of a GenBank genome assembly. Lineage: Eukaryota; Metazoa; Cnidaria; Anthozoa; Scleractinia; Poritidae.